This is a messenger RNA of Acipenser ruthenus (sterlet), 9585 nucleotides long. Its product is annotated as ral GTPase-activating protein subunit alpha-2-like. Gene Ontology annotation, molecular function: GTPase activator activity. Gene Ontology annotation, cellular component: cytoplasm; nucleus. The record is from RefSeq and is a predicted model, not a curated record. Gene Ontology annotation, biological process: positive regulation of GTPase activity; regulation of small GTPase mediated signal transduction. The transcript has 41 exons. Lineage: Eukaryota; Metazoa; Chordata; Actinopteri; Acipenseriformes; Acipenseridae. Bases 180 to 6272 code for a protein of 2030 amino acids.
CGUUCCUACGCAGACCGCGUCACGUUACGGGCCUCUGCUGAGUUUCCGUGUUUACACACCCACGAAAGGAGGAGACAAGCAUAGCGUCAGAUUGGCACAAGGCGAGAGGAGACACUAACACACAGACUGCAUGGUAAAAGGAGGAAAAAACAGCUGCCAAAAUAGCUUUCUAUAGCGGAAUGUUUUCUCGAAAGAGCCAUGGAGACGUCAAGAAAUCUACACAGAAAGUUCUGGACCCAAAGAAGGAUGUACUGACCCGCUUGAAGCACCUCAGGUCUCUGCUAGAUAUCCUGGAUGGGGGAGAACUAAAGACAUUCUUUGAAACAAACUGCUCUCAAAUUUAUUUUAUCUUCUAUGAGAAUUUUAUUACACUGGAAAGUAGCUUAAAGCAAAAAGGGAAUAAAUCACAAAGGGAGGAGCUGGACUCCAUUCUCUUUCUUUUUGAAAAAAUUCUUCAACUUCUGCCAGAAAGAAUAUACUAUAGAUGGCAAUUUCACAGUAUAGGUUCUAUUUUGAAGAAGCUUUUGCACACUGGAAACUCAAUCAAGAUACGAUGUGAAGGAAUCCGACUAUUUUUACAAUGGAUUCAAGCACUGCAGUCAAAUUGCUUGGAAGAACAGUUUUUAAUCUUUGCUUGCCUCGUGCCUGGAUUUCCAACAGUGACUUCCUCAAGGGGUCCCUGCACGCUGGAUACUAUUAUUACCAGCUCCUACAACACCCCUCUGGAUGCCAAGGUUGUUCCUGAAGAAAUCACGCCUCUUGUGCCAGCAGUGGCAGGUGAAAAGAUAGCUGAAGACCAGACGUGCUAUUUUCUACAGAUUGUUCUGAAGGACAUGGUUAUCCAGGCUUCAAGCUUGGAAUGGAGGAACAGAGAGAAUAAAGACACUGGCUUCAGGUUUCUCUUCACGCUCUUUAAGAAGUACUACCUUCCUCAUUUGUUUCCGUCCUUUACAAAGCUCACCAACGUGUACAAGCCUCUGCUGGAUAUUCCUCAGCUCAGACCAAAGCCACUGUACCUUCCUGUGACUCGCAACAAUGAGAGUACUUACUGCACAAGGGACCAGUUCCUGGCAGCGCGCGUUGCUUUUAUCAAAUGGCUUGUGACCUUCUUUCUGGAAAAGAAGUAUGUCACAGCAGCUCUAAACACUAAGAAUGGAGGGGAGGUGCUACCCAAAAUAAUCCAGACUGUAACUGCAGGCAGUACAAGUCAAGAGAAGAACUCUGAGGCUGAGAGCAAUGGACCCGCCGAGCAGGACAAGAGCCAUUCAAACAGCAGUACUCUGUCAGACAGAAGACUCAGUAACUCCAGCCUUUGCAGCAUUGAAGAGGAGCACCGGACAGUCUACGACAUGGUGCAGUGGAUUCUGCUGUCUACCAGGGACAAUGUGAAUUUUGUAAAUGAAGUAUUCCACCAGGCUUUCCUGUUACCAUCUUGUGAGGCCUCUGCAACAAGAAAGGUGAUAAAGGUUUACAAGAAGUGGAUCCUGCAAGAUAAGCCUGUGUUCAUGACUGAACCAGAAAAGAGCAAGCUGGGAGAGGAGGAAGGAGUACAUUCUGAUCCUCUGCAGGACACAGAGACAGACAGCAAACAGCCUACAGAGUAUCCCGGUCACAAGCGCUCUUCUAGCUGGGGAAGAACAUAUUCAUUCAGCAGUGCAAUAAGCAGAGGCUGCAUUAAUGAAGAGGAUAACGCAGAUAUCAAAGCUGGGGUCCAAUCUAUGCUACAGGUGUUCCUGACAAAUUCAUCCAAUGUCUUCUUACUUGAACCUUGUCCUGAUGUCCCCAAGCUCAUAGAAGACCAGGUUGACGUGUGUAAAUCUGUGCUCAAUAUUUACAGGAAAAUGAUAAUGGAGCAUACCAUGAAUAAGCAGACCUGGGAGCAAAUGUUACAAGUAUUGCUAAGAAUCACUGAUGCUGUGAUGCGAAGGCCACAGGAAAACACCAAAGAUGUGUUUGCCACGAGCCUGGCUGGAAUGCUUUUUCGGACGAUAAUCGUAGCCUGGGUUCGGGCUAAUUUAAGUGUCCUUAUCGCCCGGGAGCUCUGGGAUGAACUGCUCAGUGUGCUGUCAUCCCUCACUGCUUGGGAGGAGCUAGUCAUCGAGUGGGCCAACAUCAUGGAUUCUCUAACAGGAGUCGUAGCAAGAUCUGUCUACGGCCUAGAUAUGAGCAGCUUGCCGCUCGACAAACUGAGUGAACAGAAAGAAAAGAAACAGCGAGGCAGAGGAGUGGUGCAGGACACUCAGAAGGGAGCUGCUGUGGGUAGAUCUUUUUCUCUGAGCUGGAGAAGUCACCCUGAAGUUCAGGAGCCCAUGCGAUUCAGGAGUGCCACAACAUCGGGGGCUCCAGGAGUGGAAAAAGCAAGAAACAUGGUCCGGCAAAAAGCAACAGCUAAGCGAAGCCAGUCUAUCAGCAACUGUGUUCAUCUGUACGAGGCUUUGCCCGCUGCUAAAAGCGUGCCUCUGCUACUUCACACUGUGAGCUCUUUCUUGCCUGGUAUCUCUUACAACUCUUCCUCUCGCAGACUUUCAGAAGUGGAUGAGAGCCAGCAGGGUGACAGUCCCGCGGAUGCAGAGCCCCUUGAUGUGCAUCGAGAGCAGCAGCAGCUCAAUCGCAGCAGCAGCACCUCAGACAUUGCACAGCAGCUCUCCUCCAACUCAUUCCAAGGACAAAAAAGGGAAAAUUCACCAAAUACCAACUAUUCAGACUCAAGAAAUAAUGGUUUGGAAAACAGUGGAACAGGAAGAAAAGAUGUUGAGACUCCUGUGAUCUACAUCCGGCGAAGUAGCAAUCCUGGUGAACUUGAAUAUCCUGGGGAUGGCCUGCUACCUUUAGGAAGACAGAGGCAGCGAGAGAAAAGUGAGAGUGUCAGCAGUGAAACCUCUAACGGCUGUCUCAGUGAAGCAGAUGCCUGUUUAAUGUCAUGGCAGACAUUUGAAGAGGAGCCCGAUUCUCUGUCUCCGGCUGACGUCACUAUUGAUUCAGACAGCCCACGGAAUUUGCUGCAGCUCAGCCCUUCUGAUGGCCUGACAGGUUGUGACUGUGCCCUCCCUUCCCACUCUCUACCUUCCCCUCAACCCCAGCUCCCCUCUGCCUCUCCUGCUUUGCUUGUGCAGUCUGACUGCCAGGACUGCCCUCCUCUCCUGGAAGAGAACAUGCACCACUCUGUUUUGCACAUGCCUGAGGAUUUGGACAGCAGUGAAUGUCUAGCCGAUGACAUCAGUAUCAUUGCCGGGGGGAGUCUUACUGGCUGGCACCCUGAUUCUGCAGCCGUGCUGUGGAGAAGAGUUCUAGGAAUACUGGGAGAUGUGAACAGCAUCCAGUGUCCGAAAAUACAUGCAAAGGUGUUCCUCUAUCUGCACGAGCUGUGGCACAAACUAGCAAAGAUCAGAGACAACCUUGGAAUCAGUGCUGAUAACCAGUCCUCCCCUCCACGUCCCCUCCUCAUCCCACCGCUGACAAUGUUUGCCUCCUGGUUAUUUAAGGCUACUACAUUGCCUCCUGAGUACAAGGAAGGUAAACUCCAUGCCUACAGAUUGAUUUGUGAGAUGAUGACCAAGCAUCAAGAUGUCCUGCCCAACUCUGAUUUCCUUGUACAUUUCUACCAUGUGAUGCACAAGGGCUUCAUCAGUGACGAUCAGGAUGUUUUGAACACAGUCAUCCGGUAUUGUUCUCCGCGGUUCUUUUUUCUUGGUUUGCCUGGGUUCACGAUGCUGGUUGGUGACUUCAUCUCAGCUGCUGCCCGGAUCCUUGGCUCUGAUGCAUUGGAAGCACCACGCAUUGAAGCACAAACUAUUCUUGGCUCCCUAGUGUGCUUCCCAAACCUUUACCAGCAAAUGCCUUUACUGCAACCUGUUCCUGGAUCUACUGAGAAAUUCACUGGGAAUGAGGACAUUAAGGACUAUUUCAUAAACAUUUUACUGAAGAAUGCCAGAAAUGAGCCAAGUGAAGGUGCAAGAUGCAUCGCUGUGUGCAGUCUUGGGGUGUGGAUCUGUGAAGAACUGGCCCAGUGCACAAGCCACCCUCAUGUGAAAGACGCCAUCAAUGUAAUGGGUGUAACACUGAAGUUAGGAAACAAAGUGGUUGCUCAUGUAGCGUGUGACAUCUUUCAUCUGCUAGUCUGUCACUGGCAGAACCUUCAGAAAUAUGAAGCAUCUCUUCCCAAGAAAAUCACUGAAAUUUUUGUAGCCACGAUUGCAUUUCUCUUGCCAAGUGCAGAACACUCUACCAUGGAGGCAGAUAAAAAACUAAUGGUAUCACUGCUGCUCUGCCUGUUGGAUUGGUGCAUGGCAAUUCCUUUGAAAACACUGCUAGAGCCCAUUACCAUGCCUGUACUUGAAGAUCCUUAUUCUCAAAAAGCUCCUCUUCUGGACUAUAUUUACAGGGUUCUGCACUGUUGUGUCCAUGGCUCAAAUCUCUACACCCAGCAAAGCCAUUACCUGCUGAGCCUUGCAGACCUUUCCGCCACAGACUACGACCCGUUCCUGUCGGUUGGGAAUGUCAGGAACUCCGAGCCACCGCAGUGUCAUACCAGUGUGGAUUUUGGCAACCUGCUCACGGUAGCUGAGGAGAAGAAAAGGAGGAACAUGGAACUGAUUCCUCUGACUGCACGCAUGAUCAUGACGCACCUUGUGAACCACUUGAGCCACCAUCCACUCAGCGGAGGUCCUGCCAUUCUUCACAGCCUCAUCAGCGAGAACCACGACAACGACUAUGUGGAGUCUUCUGAGCUGUCUUCCGAGGUCUUCAAGAGUCCUAACCUGCAGCUGUUUGUGUUCAACGACAGCACCCUUGUUUCCUAUCUGCAGAUCCCUGCAGAAAAGACUGGAGACGGCGAGCCUCAUGGAGCUGCAGCAGAUGUCCGAGUCAUUGUGAGAGACAUCUCUGGAAAGUAUUCAUGGGACGGUGGCGUUCUUUAUGGACCUUUAGAUGGACAGUCAUCCAGUAGCUGUAAAGACCAACAUAUAAAAGUACCGUGGGGCAGUGCCAGGCCUGGACAGAAAGUGCACCCAAUGAGUUGGGACUCUGAAGGUAACAGUGAAGAAGGGCAGGACGUGUUGGAUAACCUACUGGAGAACCUGGGCAGCAGUAGUCCAGAGUGCCUGUCCCAGCAGCAGGGGAAGCUCAAUGAUCCAGCUCCGCCACCAUUGGGUAUGAGUCAUGAGCAGGAGCACACCAUAAUGGAAGCCAUCUUAAGACAGAGCUCCCAAGAAGAGGCACACGUCAAGAGGUGGCACAGUGACAUAAGCAUGAAAGUAGGCAGUCAGAAAGAACCGGCUCCUCAAGAGUCCAAAGCACCUUUCUACUUCUGUAGGCUCCUGCUGAAUGAUCUGGGCAUGAAUUCCUGGGAUCGGAGAAAAAGUUUCCAUCUACUGAAAAAAAACUCAAAGCUCUUAAGAGAACUUAAAAAUCUGGAUUCAAGACAAUGCCGAGAAACACACAAGAUAGCUGUGUUUUAUAUUGGGGACGGCCAGGAGGACAAGUGCUCCAUUCUCUCAAACACCGGAGGCAGUCAGGCCUAUGAAGACUUUGUAUCAGGACUUGGCUGGGAGGUGGACCUCUCAACACACUGUGGAUUCAUGGGUGGCCUGCAGCGCAAUGGCAGCACAGGUCAGACAGCCCCUUACUACUCUACCUCUACCGUGGAAGUGAUCUUCCACGUGUCCACAAGGAUGCCAUCGGAUCCAGACGACUCGCUAACAAGAAAGCUUCGUCACCUGGGAAAUGACGAGGUUCAUAUCGUCUGGUCUGAGCACACAAGGGACUACCGCAGGGGCAUUAUACCUACAGAUUUCGGGGAUGUGUUGAUCAUUAUUUAUCCAAUGAAGAAUCAGAUGUUCUUCGUACAGAUUAUGAAGAAACCACAGGUCCCUUUCUUUGGUCCUCUGUUUGAUGGAGCCAUCGUAACAGCAACUCUGCUGCCAAGUUUAGUGCGAGCCACAUGCAUUAAUGCCAGCCGAGUCGUGAAGUCUCGCCUGACACUCUACCAGAGCUUCUAUGAAGAAAGGGCAUUGUACCUGGAGGCGAUCGUCCAGAGCCACAGAGAAGUGAUGACGUUUGAAGAUUUUGCUGCACAAGUGUUCUCUCCCUCCCCAAGCUGCUACACCCUGAGUGGAACAGGCUCCCUCAGUGGCAGUGCGAGUGCUGAGCUCCCCGUUGCUGUAGGAACAGACUCCACAGAUCAGGUCUCCCCUACAAUGCCUUGCUCCACAAGGAGCCGAGUCCCUGGGAAACUCCGCCGCUCUGCCAGCGCCAUCAGCAAAUCCUCAAACUGACUGUGGGGCCUUCCAUUUCACACACUGUAGAUUUUACCAGUAACAUUGGCACUUUGCAUUAUUGUUUAAUCAGUCUUUAUUUCUUCUUGUUGUUUUUUAUGAAGAAAACGUCAGACCAGUUGGCGUAAACACCCAGAAGAAGAAUGGGAGCUAUAGAUGUGUUUCUUUUUGCUGUGUUUUAUCAGGUUUGUUAGGGAUACCUGCAAAACAAACACCACCUGGUUGUAUUGUAAGACUAGGGAAUUUGUUAGGAGCAAUAUUUAAUACCUGUUAACGCUGUUGGUCAUUCAGUACAGUACAUUCAAGUGAGAUGAAAAAGGAACCUAAUCCAUUUAAGAGCAACAGGUACAAAAUUGCCCUUUUGAUGGCUUUUUAACAGUGCUGUUGUUGGUGCUUUGUUGGUACACUUUUCCCAAUACUUUUUUUUCUUUUUCACUCGCUAUGCUUUUAUAAACCUCAGUCCAAGAAAGCUCAUGCAUGUUUGUUAGCCACACCACUUCAUUACCUCUUCUUAAAGCAUGGUUGCUGUCCGUGGUACUGAGGAAACCACCAUUCUCUGAAAGAGGGCCUGAAGGGGCCUGGCUUAGAAAGAUAGGUAUUGCCUUCCUCUUCAAAGCAAGAAAAAACACUGGGAACACUGCACCCAAAACAAAACAUAGAAGGGCACUCAAAGGGUCUAUGUUUGUUUGUUUGUUUGUUUGUUUGUUUGUCAUUCUUUUUUUAAAUAUUACUGUGGGAACAGAUGAAUAUGCAUAUUGGAAUUGAAAAAACUAUAUAUACAGGUAGUAGACAAAAAAAUGGAAACACCAAUGUAGUCACUUUAUAGGGCGUUGGGCCACUAUGGUAUCCCGCUCUGUGGAGUUCUCGGCAGGCCGUUUUUGAUUAAACUGGCUGCUCGCGCCCCAGGUUGAAAUUUGCAGUGAAUUGAUCUGCAGUUGCUCGCCUGUUUUCCCUUGCACUUCGAAUUAAUGCAUGGAUAUCACGAUCCUGGAGUAUGCGCUUCCCCCACUGUUGCCCUUUGCGGAUGAUGUCUUUCCCACGGAGUUCCAUUCCCACAUCACCUUAGACACCAUUGCUCGUGAAACAUCAGCCAUCAGCCAAACGCGCCCCAACAAUCACCCCUCUUUCAAAGUCACUGAGGUCUCCUCUUGCAGCCAUGCUAGCCAUAAUUAUAGGCAACCAGGCCUGUCCAGCAUUUUUAUACAUGACCCUAAGCAUGCUGGGAUGUUAUUUGCUUAAUUAACGCAUGAGCCACACCUGUGUGGAAGCCCUUGCUUUCAAUAUACUUGGUGUCCCUCAUUUACCCACUACCUGUAUAUAUUUUUUAAUACUGUUGUAUGUCUUGCAAAAUAUUUUACAAGUCAGGGCAGAUGAGUUUGGUUUAAAAAAUAUAUAUUCAGGGAUACUAAAAAAAAUUGUAGUAUUGCUGAAUAUUGUAUGAGUGAGUGUCUAAAAGUUGUAGAGUUAAAGAUGUGUGUCUCCGUCAGAUUUGCUCAUAACCUCUGCAUAUUAACACUAGCUUACUCAGCCCGCACAUCUUUGAAGACAGCGGGUGAAAAGAACGAUUUGGUCAUUGGAAGAUGAUAUAUGUCUCCAUUUGCUUUGCUUUGUGUGAUUAUUAUUAUUAUUAUUAUUAUUAUUAUUAUUAUUAUUUUUUUUUUUUUGUGGAUAAUCCUGAAUUUGAAUCUGUAUUGGCUUUCGUUUGGUAGUUCAUUGCUUUCUGCUUUUUGCUUUACUUCACAAACACUUUGUGAUAUUAAUCGAAGGGUAUUGGUUCCUUUCUUUGCCACAUUACCUUGCAUGAUCUUCAGAGGAAUGAAUCGCUGUACAGUAGCAUAAUGUAGGUUAAGUGUCAUUAAGUUCUGGAAACCAGAAUAAAAUAUAUUGACAUUCCAAUUUGUGUACAACUAGAUGUAUCUCUUAGUGAUCCAGAAAACUACGUAUAGUUUGUUUCCCCCAUCUAGCAUAGUUUUGGGUUAUGCAAACUAAAUUAAAAUAGUAUAAAUAUAAUUCUGUGUAUUAUUCUGUUAAAUUGUGAAUAAAGAAAUCUUAAGGUAAACUGUUUAUAUAUAUAUAUAUAUAUAUAUAUAUAUAUAUAUAUAUAUAUAUAUAAUGUACAUUUCUUACUACAGAAGAUUAUUUUUUUCUUCUUGUAAAGCUGCAGAUUUUCCAUUAUGACAUCGAUAUAUGUUGUUUUGCACUCUGUCUGUGUUAACAUAAAGUGAAUGUGUCUUCUGUUUUGAGAUAAAAAAUGCUUUAAAAUGUUUAUCAUAUGUAAAUAUUGAGUAAUGUCUGAGAAAGAUUUGCAGUUAUGUUAAGUUAUGGUUUUUUUUGUUUGUUUAUUUUUGCUGUCAGUUUUUGUGAAUUUGCUGAUUUGAUUAAACCUGCAAUGAGAGCCUCAGGUGAUGUUUUAUCUGCAAUGCUCUCUGUGUAUCUGGAUCAGAAACUGGAAAGUAUUGCUCACAGUGCUGAUGUAAUACCUGACUUCAAGACUGAUCUAUUCCAUACCCAUUACAGAAGAGCAGGCAGUACAGUGCACUUAAUACAAAUGUCAGGUUGGAGGGUACAUUGUGUGUCGUAUUGAAGUGAGUACCGUACUUUUCAGGGUUUCAUUGCUUGGAUAAAUUAGAAGUGAAAGAUAACUGAUUGCCUUACAUUAUAGUUUUUACUGUAUGCUGAUCUAUAUGCCGAAGUGGUGUCUUACACAAACACAUUGCAUAUAAAUGUAUAGGCAGUUAUUCUAUAUUUUCAUACAAUCUUUUAAAAGAUUGCAGAGCCAGUAGGUCAUGGGUUCAGUACCUGUCACCCCUUUAUUUAUGUUUGAAAUACAUUUUCAUUUCCAGAAAGAGUAUUUUUCUAACCUUCUUUCUAACUAUACUGUGCAACGUGGAUGGCUUCAGCAAAUCCAGGAGCAGUUGAUUUAUAAAGCUGAAGAGACUGAAAGUGUAUCGAUUUAGAUAUGCAGUAACUAUACAAUACACACAAGAAUAACAAAAUGCCAGCACUGAAUCCAGUGUAGCCACCUGCUCCUUUGAAAGCAGGUUUGUGUUUAGCUGUUUUUUUCACUGCUGUCCCUUGAUACUACAGUUGCUAUGUGAGCCAGGUAUUACAUGCACUGCAUAUGCUGUACUUGAGAAGCGACUCUGCCCUGCUGCACUGCACUGCCUUACCUAUACAUGAUUAUUAAGCACUGCUGAGUCACAUAGGAGGUGUCAUCUGAGAGUUGCACACUCUGUCUAUGUAUGUAUGUCUGUGUGUGUGUGUCUGUGUGUGUAUAUAUAUAUAUAUAUAUAUAUAUAUAUAUAUAUAUAUA